This is a messenger RNA of Talaromyces marneffei, 3324 nucleotides long. RefSeq lists its product as uncharacterized. Bases 1 to 3324 code for a protein of 1107 amino acids. Gene Ontology annotation, molecular function: ATP binding; diacylglycerol-dependent serine/threonine kinase activity. NCBI's taxonomy places the organism in Eukaryota, Fungi, Ascomycota, Eurotiomycetes, Eurotiales, Trichocomaceae. The transcript is spliced from 8 exons. Gene Ontology annotation, biological process: signal transduction; protein phosphorylation; fungal-type cell wall biogenesis. The record is from RefSeq and is a predicted model, not a curated record.
AUGGCUGACGACGAGCUUAUCGCCUCGGUCUACCACAAGAUCGAGCGAGAAAAAGCCCUCAUAGCUGCCGCAAUGAACCUGAGACAAUCCACCGAUAAUCAAACUGUACAGCGACAAGCUGACGGGCAGAUCCGUGAUGGCCGCAGGAACAUUGCAUAUUUGGAAGAAAAGCUUAGGGAGUUGCAAUAUCGCAAAGAUGGCGCUGCGACAUCCGGAGCGCCUCAGCUACCGCCAUUGGGAGCUGGUGGUGAACAACGCCGGAACGGGGGUGGAUACGAUGCUCCUGCGCCCCCUCCAAAGGAUCCCAGACCAGGCUACCCGGGCGAUACAGGUGAUUACGGAGACCCAGGUCCUGGAGGAUAUAGCCAAGGGGGCACUGGCAUGAUGCCCUCUCGUGCCCCAUUUUCCGAUCCUCGACCUGAUGCUGCCAUUCCGAAAGGGCGGCCAAAUUACAGCAAACUCGAUCUGAUUAAAUAUGACACACCUUACCUCGGUCCAAAGAUUCAACUGAUGUUAUCGCAACUCGAAUUCAAACUCAGCGUAGAGAAACAAUAUAAAGCGGGUAUCGAAAAGAUGGUCCGUCUUUAUCAAGAUGAAGGUGACCGAAAAAGCCGAGCCGAUGCUGAGGGUCGUCGCAUUGAGAGCAAUCAAAAGAUUCAAUUGCUGAAGCAGGCUUUGAAGAGAUAUGAAGACUUGCACAUCGAUAUUGACAGCUCGGCCGAUAACGCAGAUGACGACAGUAUCAAUGCCCCCAAUAUGCGCAAACCUCUGACUGGUCACUUAACGUUACGGAUACAUUCAGUUCAAGACGUAGACCAUGCCGCAACCUCUCGAUUUUCUCGAGGCCCUGAGACUUUCGUCGUCAUCAAGGUUGAAGAUGCCAUCAAAGCACGCACCAAAGCCUCUCGAACCGAUAGGUGGACAGACGAAACUUUCAAUAUCGAUAUCGACAAGGCAAAUGAGCUUGAACUCACAGUCUAUGACAAGUCCGGAGACAGGCCAAUUCCCAUCGGCAUGCUCUGGAUGCGCAUAUCAGAUAUCGCCGAGGAAAUGCGACGGAAGAAGAUCGAGACAGACCUGGCCUCGAACGGCUGGGUUUCUGCAGAUAAAAUGAGCCAAGGAGCAUCGGGACGCCCGAAUCCAAAUGCGCCGUUGAGCCCUACAGGCGGACAACGCCCAGGCGGCCAAUCUCAGCAACCCGGAGGUGCAACUGGUGGCGCAAGCGCCGGAAAUGCUGUUCUGAUAGACUCGUGGUUCGCAUUGGAGCCUGUGGGUAGAAUCCAUAUGCAAGUCAGCUUUGCCAAACAAUUGAAGGAUCGCCGGCCAUUCGAUAUUGGUCUGAAUCGGCAAGGUGCGGUUCGUCAGAGGAAAGAAGAAGUCCACGAGAAACAAGGACACAAAUUCGUUACUCAGCAAUUCUACAACAUUAUGCGUUGUGCGCUCUGUGGAGAGUUCCUCAAGUAUGCCGCUGGGAUGCAGUGCGAGGAUUGUAAAUACACUUGCCAUCGCAAGUGCUACCCGAAAGUCGUCACAAAGUGUAUCAGCAAAGCCAACUACGAGACUGAUCCCGAUGAAGAAAAAAUCAACCAUCGCAUCCCGCAUCGUUUCGAAAACUUUGCCAAUAUUUCGGCGAAUUGGUGCUGUCAUUGUGGUUCUCUUCUGCCUUUUGGUCGGAAAAAUGCCAAGAAGUGCACAGAAUGUGCCCUUACUUGCCAUACUUCUUGCGCCCAUUUGGUUCCGGACUUUUGUGGCAUGUCUAUGGAGACCGCGAAUGAGAUUAUAAAAGCUCAGGUUCAGAUGAAGAAUCUCAACAUGAACAAAACCUCGCCAGUUGGCUUAUCAAACCGCAACCUACGGGACAAUGCUCCUGCUCCUUUGGUUCCCAUGAAGCCCUCGGAUUACGGAAGACCGCCAUCUUCACAAGCCGUCAGUGCUGCUACUACUUCUUAUCCAACUCCUCAGUCACCUACUACCUCGUCCAGGCAAAAUCUUCCUCCUAGGACAUCGUCCAUUGAAGCUCAGAAAGCCGCAGAGGCCGCAAUCAGUGGGAUGCGGCCAACAUCUCAGCCAAGCCAAGACCCUCGACUUGCACAGUCACAACAACCUCCUAUUCGUCCUUACAAUCCAGCGGCAUAUGGCGAGGUCAUGAGACAAGAGCCUCCCGCAGGUCCCAUGCCUGGUCAGAAAAUCUCACCUUAUCAAGCAGCGCCUCAGCCUCAACAGAUUCCACCACCUCAGCCCCAAGUUGUACUUCAACCUCAGGCUUCAGUCCCGGUUGUAGCCCAGCAACCACCACCCUCAAAAGAACCGUCAGGACGGGGUCCAAGAAUCGGACUCGAUCACUUCAAUUUCCUUGCCGUUCUCGGAAAGGGUAAUUUCGGUAAAGUCAUGCUUGCCGAGACGAAGACAACCAAGAAACUUUAUGCUAUUAAGGUUCUGAAGAAAGAAUUCAUUAUUGAGAACGAUGAAGUCGAAAGUAUGAAAUCGGAGAAACGGGUUCUUCUUAUUGCCAACAAGGAAAGACACCCCUUUUUGUUGACCCUGAACGCUUGCUUCCAAACAGAAACGCGUGUGUACUUUGUCAUGGAGUAUAUCAGCGGUGGUGAUUUGAUGUUGCACAUUCAGAGAGGCCAAUUUGGUCUAAAGAGAGCACAAUUUUAUGCUGCUGAAGUUUGUCUAGCGUUGAAAUAUCUCCACGAAAACGGUGUCAUUUACCGUGAUUUGAAGCUCGACAACAUUCUGUUGACUUUGGAUGGUCAUAUCAAGAUUGCCGAUUAUGGUCUAUGUAAGGAGAAUAUGUGGUAUGGAAGCACUACCAGUACAUUUUGUGGUACACCAGAGUUCAUGGCUCCUGAGAUUCUUCUUGAUAAGAAAUAUGGACGAGCUGUUGACUGGUGGGCAUUUGGUGUGCUGAUCUACCAGAUGUUGCUUCAACAGUCUCCUUUCCGUGGUGAAGAUGAAGACGAAAUCUACGACGCUAUCCUUGCGGAUGAGCCUCUCUAUCCCAUUCAUAUGCCACGUGAUUCUGUUUCUAUCCUUCAAAAGCUCCUCACCCGCGAGCCCGAACUUCGACUUGGAUCAGGUCCCACUGAUGCGCAAGAGAUCAUGUCGCAUGCAUUCUUCCGAAAUAUCAACUGGGACGAUGUUUAUCACAAACGAAUCCCUCCACCAUUCAUGCCGACAAUCACCAGCGCCACCGAUACGAGCAACUUCGACCAGGAGUUCACCAGUGUCACUCCUGUCCUUACUCCAGUUCAGUCUGUUCUUUCGCAAGCUAUGCAAGAAGAGUUCCGGGGAUUCUCAUAUACCGCAGACUUUGCGUAA